This is a messenger RNA of Jaminaea rosea, 3812 nucleotides long. Its product is annotated as ATP-NAD kinase. The transcript has a single exon. Gene Ontology annotation, molecular function: NAD+ kinase activity. Gene Ontology annotation, biological process: NADP+ biosynthetic process; NAD+ metabolic process. Bases 157 to 3693 code for a protein of 1178 amino acids. Lineage: Eukaryota; Fungi; Basidiomycota; Exobasidiomycetes; Microstromatales. The record is from RefSeq and is a predicted model, not a curated record.
UCGACUCCACUCGAGGUCGAGGCGGCGCGGCGGAAGACAUCAACCAACCAACGUUGGCUCAGCGGGGCAGCCGUUGAAGCCAUCACUUGCGACUUUUCUUUUCCACUCGUCGUAGUCUCGACCAAAAGAGCUCCUCUCAGCGCCGACGACGUUGCCAUGUCGUCCUCUCCUCCCCCCUCAUCAUCCUCUCGCUCCCUCGCAACGACGUCGUCUUCAUCAGCAUCGCCCUAUUUGAUCCAUUCUGGACUUCAGACGCCUCAAGUGACGACGACCCACUCGCACGCACAGAGCUACUUCGAGCACAGCGCCGUAGGUAACAGCUCCUCGAACGCCAUCACUAGCGCUCGCCGUGGCAGCAGAGACUCGGAUGCAACCACUCAGGGCAUCUCCCCGUCAAGAUCACGACGACGGCGCCCUCGUCAACGUAAGGCUCCCUCUCACCGCGGACCUCGAGGCGCAGCUGAGCCAGAAUCGGGAGAGUCGGACCAUGAAGGGGAUGAUGACGACCGAGUCACACAGCAAAAGGAGGCGCAAUACCAUCAGCCGCCCCCUCUUCAUCGCGCAGCAUCCUCGAGCAGCUCAACCAGCAAUGGAACCUCAGCCACGAGCGCGAGUACCAGCAGCCAAGGCGACUACGAUGCCGACGAUGGUGAUGACGAGGACAAGGUGCGCUCCCUUACCCGCCAGCUCGCAGAGACGGCCGUCGGCGUGCGCGAGAUGUCCAAACAGCUAGGACGGGCCCGCGUCAAGUCGACGAUCAACUCGGUCCUCAUCAUCACGAAAGCGCGGGACAACAAUCUCAUCAAGCUAACCCGCGAGUUGGCAUUGUGGCUUAUGCUGACUCCACGCAAUGGCAGCGAUCGCGGCGUCAUCGUCUAUGUGGACUCACAGCUGCGUAACAGCAAGCGCUUCGAUGCCGAGGGAAUGCAGCGCUGUCAUCCCGAAUUGUUCGCCAGCUCCAACAAUAGUACCAGCCCGUCCCGCUCCUCGCCGGAUGCCCCAGCAGCCUCGACCUCCUCUUCAUCAACACAGAGCGGUCGUCUUCGCUACUGGACAGCGGACAUGUGCUCGCGCUCCCCUCACCUCUUUGAUUUUGUCGUCACUCUUGGAGGAGAUGGGACCGUCCUCUUCUGCUCGUGGCUGUUCCAACGCAUCGUACCUCCCGUGAUGCCAUUUGCGCUGGGAUCGCUGGGCUUUUUGACCAACUUUGACUUCUCGGACUAUCAAUCAGUCAUGAAGUCUGCUUUGGAGCAAGGGAUUCGCGUCAACUUGCGAAUGCGGUUCACGGCGACGGUGUACCGAGCCACCCUCCCCUCGGAAAAUACAAGGAGGGAUAGGCAGAGGCGUCGCGCAAUCAAGAGUGGGAGGACGGGAGAGAUUAUCAUGCGGAAUGUUCGCGAGGGCGGAUGGGAGCGCAUCGAGCGACCAGGUGGAAUGGCCUGUGGCCCUCAAGAAGACGAAGACAGCGGGGGCCCAUCGACGGCACCGCCCAAGAAGGAUCGCGAGGUCAUGUGCUUCUCGACACGACCCGUUGAGACGUUUGAAGUCCUGAAUGAUCUCGUCGUCGAUCGCGGGCCCUCACCUUACGUCUCUUUGCUGGAAGUAUUCGGCGACGAGCAUCACAUGACUACAGCGCAAGCCGACGGGCUGUGCAUCUCCACUCCCACAGGCUCCACCGCCUACUCUCUCUCGGCAGGCGGCUCGUUGGUCCACCCCGAAAUCCCGGCGAUCUUGAUCACGCCUAUUUGCCCUCACACCCUCUCCUUCCGUCCUAUGCUUCUUCCAGACUCGAUGGAGUUGAGGAUCGCCGUGCCGUACAACUCGCGCUCCACCGCCUGGGCAUCCUUUGAUGGGCGUGGAAGGGUCGAAUUAAGGCAAGGAGACCACAUCAAGGUCACUGCGUCACGCUACCCAUUCCCGACCAUCUGCAACCAAACACAAAGCACCGACUGGUUUGAGAGCAUCUCGCGCACACUGAAGUGGAACGAAAGGCAGAGGCAGAAGAGCUUCGUUGUCCUGGAGGAGGACCGGGAGCAGCCUGCCGCCAACACUGUGAGCUCGGAUGCCGCCCCUGUGGCCUCAUCGAAGAAGGGCCGCUCCUCCUCGUCACCAAGCGCCAAAGCCAAGCAAGAGUCAGGUCAAGACAAGAGUCGUGCCGGCGAGACGGAGGCGCUACGAGAGUGGCGACGCAGAGAGGAGGGACGAAUCAACAAGAUUGCAGAUCACGACGGGGACAAGCCUGAGAUGAUAGACAUAGGCAAAGACGAGGAGGCUGCUCAGCAUAUGUCGCCUACCGAGCGGAGUGAGCGCAGAGCGGUGCAGGCUAGCGCGGAACGUACUGAGGGCGGCAGAGGGGUGUUGAUGGAUCACCUGAGUGGACCGGCGAAGGCGGACGCGAUUAACGCCGCAGAUGGGCGUAGUGGCGACGAUGAUGACGAUGAUGACGAAGACAGUGACGAGGAGCCGGAGGAUGAGGCUUUCGAUAUCGACGAUACGAGCACAGCCGCUACUCGGGCGCCUUCGCCUCAACAGCAGGCAGGUGGCUCCUCUUCGUCGGUGGGACAGAGCAUGGAUGCUGCAGCGCUGCCUUCCGCUCUUGCGAUGACUCGUCGCUUCUCCUCCGGGCAAGCGAAGAGCGGUGCUUCCACUCCCAACGCUGGCUCCAACAGUGCCUCCAACAAUUCCGGACAUCACCAUCAUCACCACUCUCACCACCACCAUCGUGCGCAUAGCCACAGCCAUCAUCACAAUCACGGCCACUCGGCUCCGGUAUCACAUCGUCCCUCUUUCGACCACCUUUCUAUGCUCGCACCUUUCACCGCGAGAGACGGGUCGAGAAUCGAGUUCGACGAUGACUCGCCGGCACAUUCCCGACGCGAGUCGAGCAACGGUGGCAGCGCUGCUGUUGCCAAUACUGGCGAAUCCGCCUCAACGGCGGCGCAAGGGGUGCACAGUCGUUCUGCUCGGUCCCAGCAGCAGCCGCAGCAGCCUCAACAAUCGUCCUCGUCCCUACUCAAUUCCCCAGACAGGUUCAGCGCCGCAGGACCUCCUGCCCCGCCGUGCGCCCUCUCGGGUCGCCAUAUGGCCAACGCAGAUUUCAGAUUAGACGAUGCUGCUCCAGCUAGCAAAGCGAAGUCGAAAGAGAAGGCAAGAAGCAGCGGGACCGGCGAGGCGGGAGGAGGGAGCGUGGGCGAGGGCGGAAGUGUGACAACACCCACCCCAACGACCCCUUCGGAGAUGUCCGGCGCUUUACAGCGGGCAGAGGCUGCAGUCAAGGGUGCGGUGAAAGUAUUGGAUAGGCCCAUCGAGCCGAGUGGUAGCGGAGGCGUUCCUGCAGCUUCACUAUCCUCUACGCCUCAGGACAGGAUGCAAGCUGGCUCGCCGACUCAGGAGCUGGCAGACGCACGAGCCCGCAUCGCUGAGCUGGAGGAGGAAGCCAGGAUGCUUCGUGGCGAGGCUACUGGCGGUGCGGAGGGGCGGCGAGCUGGCGGAAGGGCGAAGAGUGGGAGCUCAUCACAGCGUCGGGGCAGAGGGGAGAAACGUCGCUCCGGCAAUGAGGCCACUAGCAAGAGCACGGAGGGUCAGCAGGGCGGAGAGGCUGCAAGCGGUAGUGGAGGAGGCGGGACGGCACUCGUCGUGUACGGCGAGGAUAGCAGUAGUGAUAGCGGGAGCGAUACAUCUAAUGGAGAAUGAGGGCCGUUGAUGUAGAGGACUCAUAGGCAGGCAGCACGCUGGCCCAGCAUCAUAGGCGUACUUUAAUCGUCAACGACAUUUUCACUGUAUCGUAGCGUGAUAUUCAUCUCCUCUUUCGC